GUUUGUUCGUGCUUUUUUCUUUCUCUUUUCCGCCGUUGUUGACGUCAUUUCCUCCGCUUGUGAAACUCAAAAGCAAAAUUAUGGGCGGCACCACAAGCCGCGCCGUCAAUCUUUCGGCGGAAUUUCAUCUAAACGAGGUUGCUGCGCAGCAGGAGCACGAUGCAUGCCUUGGCCUGUUCGGCGGUAUUAAAACGAAAAAUGUAAACGAGCUAGCUACAGUCCUGGCGCCAACCUCUUCUAGAACCUCGACCACCACGACCAACUUGCUCUCAAAUUUUUUUGAUAAAACCUCUUUUUUCACAAGAACGACAACGACAACCACUUCAUCAACCGCGCCGGGUCGUGGGGCUGCAGGGACUGCUGCUGCUGCUGCUGCGGAACGAACUACAAAUAAAAAAACCUGCUUCUGCGACGGAGCGGCGCCGAAUGCGUCGCUGCUGCGUCGCUACCAUCUAUUCAUCGACACGGAUCCCUGUCGCACCUGCGGAACCCAGGGUGCCGCCUACGUCCGCAUCGGGGGCCGGAGCAGCGAGACGGGGUACCGACUGCUGAAGCGCGGGUUUCCCCCCGCGUCGCGGUUUGAGAUGGACAUCUACGCACCGGACGUGGGUCGGGUGCAGUACCUGAAGCUGGCGUCGCACACCCGGGACGCCUGGCUGCCGCGGCGAGUGUUCUUGGAGAAUCCGGAGACCGGGGGUAUGCUGGAGUUCCCGGCGGGCCAGCGGGUCGGGGAGCCAAACACCCCGGAACUCACGAUCUACCCAGAACUCGAGGAAUCCAGGAAGGACGAUUAAAAAUGCGGGAAACGCAGCAAAAAAUGAGACUGUUGGAACCACCACUGAACGAAAGAACGAGCGACACAACGUUUACGUACAAAUAUGAAUAUCUUUUUGCAGUUCUGGAACUACCGUAGUUCCUGACCUUCUAGCGCUUCGGUUCGCUCGCUAGGCGUACGUUGCUCUUCUUGCUGGAUCGAUUUACAUUUUUCCUUAAUUUAUGUUCUCUG
Amoebophrya sp. A120 is the source of this 1006-nucleotide messenger RNA. The record is from the annotation of a GenBank genome assembly. NCBI's taxonomy places the organism in Eukaryota, Dinophyceae, Syndiniales, Amoebophryaceae.